Messenger RNA from Yarrowia lipolytica CLIB122, 1551 nucleotides. RefSeq lists its product as uncharacterized. The record is from RefSeq and is a predicted model, not a curated record. Gene Ontology annotation, cellular component: ubiquitin ligase complex; cytoplasm. NCBI's taxonomy places the organism in Eukaryota, Fungi, Ascomycota, Dipodascomycetes, Dipodascales. Gene Ontology annotation, molecular function: protein binding.
AUGGGUUUAAGUUGCAACCCAAUCGCUUCAUUAUCACCAUCACCAAUGUCGGUCGAGCCGAAAUACAAAAUCAUCCAGCGGUUCGACGAGGAGGAAGACAAGCUGGCGACGACGGCCGUGGCGCGGCAGGGCUCGCCGGACUUUGAGGGCUUUGCCGAGCUGUGUGACGCCGCUCGAAGCGGAGAUUUAGAACGAGUGGAGAAGGCUGUAGCGUUUGGAGUCAACGUGAACCAGAUUGACGAGUUUGACUACUCGCCACUGAUCCUGGCGUCGCUGUGCGGUCACUACGAGGUGGUGGAAUACCUGCUCAAUAACGGCGCCAAGUGCGACAGAGAUACCUUCCAGGGCGAACGAUGUCUGUACGGGGCGCUGACAGACUCAAUUAGACAGCUGUUGCUGAAGUUUGACAUCUCCAAGGCUGUAGACGCCACUCAGCCAUUUUUGGCCCACCUGGCCAAGGUGUUUUCAAGGAAGCUGUUCACUGAUGUCGUCUUCAAGGGAGUGUCUGACUCUGGAGAGACCGUGGAGAUCAAGGCCCACAAGUUCUUUCUGGCAGCUCAGAGUCCGUAUCUGACACAAGUGGUGGCAAGCAAGACGAAAUCAGUCAUCCCCAUCAUCGCCAAUUUUGACGACUUUGAAUACUGCAUCCGCUACCUCUACUUCGUGGAGAGUGAUGCCAAAGAGAGCAAGAUCUCGCACAAGCUGGACAUUACUUUUGAUGACUUCUACUCGGUGGCUGUCAAGACCAAGCUUGCAGUGUACUUUGAAAAGCUGCUGGACCAAAAGAUUACUACGUUCGAACCCGAGGAGGACGUCAUUGACAAGCUGUCAGACCUGGACACGUUCCCUGACGCUGCUAUUUAUACCCGAGACGAAGAAACAGGAUCACGCACAUACUACCCUGUCCACAAAAUGCUGCUAUCUCGGGUAGAGUACUUUUCGCUCAUGUUCGGCACAGACUCCUUCCAGGGCAUUGAUACCAUGUAUGCCGAGGCUACGUCUUCGUUCCCUCUGUUGGAACUCGACCAGACCACUCCGGAGGUUGCAGAGAUCUUCCUACAGUGGCUGUACACGGACAAGUGCGAGAUUCCUCGAGAUCUGGCUCUGGAUGUGCUGUUUUUGGCUGACUCUCUGUUUGCAGACAAACUCAAGUCUCUGGCCGCCAUUGUCAUUUCCCAGGCCGAAACACCUGUUGCAUCCAUGGCAGACAUUCUGAGAGCUGCUUGGGCCACCCGUAUCGAGCGUCUCGAGCAUUAUGUGGCUCAGCACAUCUCCAACGACCUGGACGAAUGGAUCGAUAAGGAGGAGUUUUUGGAACUGGUGGAGGAGUCGGCUGGAAGAGUGACGGCUCGUCAGGAAACAGACACUAUCGAGCUGGUCGACGACGUGCGAUACUACCUGGGCAAGAAAUGGGGUGUCUUCGAGGAGGAUCAGGAUGAAAAGACCGGCCGAGUGGACGAAGAGUUCAGAAUCUCCCAGUACGAGCGACGUUACAACGAAGACUUGGAUCGAAUCGACGAUAUGCUCGACAAGUUGAAGUUGGGUGCGUAA